This is a messenger RNA of Phragmites australis (common reed), 923 nucleotides long. RefSeq names its product large ribosomal subunit protein uL22-like. Gene Ontology annotation, cellular component: cytosolic large ribosomal subunit; ribosome. The coding region runs from base 103 to 618 and encodes 171 amino acids. Gene Ontology annotation, biological process: cytoplasmic translation. Lineage: Eukaryota; Viridiplantae; Streptophyta; Magnoliopsida; Poales; Poaceae. The record is from RefSeq and is a predicted model, not a curated record. The transcript has 7 exons. Gene Ontology annotation, molecular function: structural constituent of ribosome.
GUUCCUCCCCUCUCGUAUAAAAACACCCUUCCGCGCUGCCACUCCUCGCCUCGCUCGCCGCCGCCGCCGCUUCCUCCUCGAGUUCGCUCGCCAGCUGCAGCCAUGGUGAAGUACUCGAGGGAGCCAUCCAACCCCACCAAGUCCGCCAAGGCCAUGGGCCGGGACUUGCGUGUGCACUUUAAGAACACACGGGAGACAGCUUUUGCCAUCAGGAAGCUGCCCCUGACCAAGGCUAAAAGGUACCUUGAGGAUGUGAUUGCCCACAAGCAAGCCAUUCCCUUCCGUAGGUACUGUGGUGGUGUUGGACGGACUGCACAAGCCAAGUCUCGCCACUCGAAUGGUCAAGGACGUUGGCCUGCUAAGUCUGCUAGAUUCAUUUUGGAUCUUCUCAAGAAUGCAGAGAGCAAUGCUGAAGUUAAAGGUUUGGAUAUCGAUACGCUCUACGUGUCGCAUAUUCAGGUGAACCAAGCUCAGAAGCAGCGGCGCCGGACUUACCGUGCUCAUGGGCGCAUCAAUCCUUACAUGUCCUCCCCGUGCCACAUUGAGCUGAUGCUAUCGGAGAAGGAAGAGCCAGUCAAGAAAGAGGCUGAGACCCAAAUCGCACCCAGGAAGGCUUAGAAGACAGGGAGCUUUGCAUGGUUUUGCUAAUGUCGGUUAGAAAGUUAGCUGAUCGCCUGUAUCUCCUUGUGCUGUUGGUUCAUACUUCAUCAGACCCUUUUCGGAGUUAAUUGUCUCAAGUGGAUCUUACUCUUACCGAACAAAACUAUCUCCAUGUUUUUGCUUAUCCUGGUUGCACGCCAGAUUUUCACCUGGAGGUGGUUUGAACUGUGAACUGCAUUUCACAUGUAUUGUCUCUGUUUGUUGAAAUGCUCGUGGUUUCUGACAGUGAAUAAGCUAGCAGUAUGUCUUGCUUGUUUGCAUCA